Molecule: messenger RNA, 1179 nt
Organism: Dothidotthia symphoricarpi CBS 119687
Lineage: Eukaryota; Fungi; Ascomycota; Dothideomycetes; Pleosporales; Dothidotthiaceae
Product: GroES-like protein
Exons: 3
Coding region: 47-1126 (359 amino acids)
Molecular function (GO): oxidoreductase activity, acting on NAD(P)H
Source: RefSeq, a predicted model, not a curated record
CAUCACUUAGUCAAAACUCACCACUCGUUUCUCACAACUGUUCAUCAUGAAACAAAUCAUCAAUCUUGCCAGCCCCGAGGUCAAGGCCGAACUCUCUGAGGGUCCCAUCCCCUCACCCGCCGCCCAUCAAGUCCUCAUCAAGGUCGUCGUGUCUGGCAGUAAUCCAAAAGACUGGAAGGUUCCUGGUUUGGCUGCGGGCUAUGAUGGACCUGAAGACACGAUGAUGGGUAGGGCCAAGAAGGGCGUUAACCAAGGCGACGACAUUGCUGGUAUUGUGGAGAAGGUGGGAGAUAACGUCUUGGAAUUCAAGGUGGGAGAUCGCGUCGCAGCUUUCCAUGAGAUGUGCGCCCCGGGAGGUUCGUAUGCGGAGUAUGCGCUUGCAUGGGACUGGACUACUUUCCACCUUCCUGGAUCCACAUCCUUCGAAGAAGCAUCGACCAUCCCGCUGGCCAGUCUAACCGCCAUGGUGGCGAUAUUCAGGCAUCUCCAGCUACCGACCCCUUGGAGCCCAGCGACGACCUCCAUCCCUCUGAUCAUUUACGGUGGCAGCACAUCUGUCGGCGCGUUUGCGAUUAAGUUGGCACAAAACAGCAACAUCCACCCGAUCAUCGCCAUCGCAGGAAACGGGUUGAAAUAUGUCGAGACUCUUCUCGAUAGCUCAAAGGGCGAUGUCGUGUUCAACCAUCGUGAUGGCUCGGACGAAAUGAUCCGCAAGAUUCGCGCUCACCUCAAAGCCGGCAACUACCCGCAGCUGAAACACGGCUUGGAUCCUGGCAUCGGCGAACCGAGCCAAAAGGUCCUGACUGAGAUCGUAGCCAAGGACGGCGCUAUCAAUCUUGUCGCCCCGAGCAACUGGGACACUGGGUCUAUAGAUCGGACGGUUACUUCGGUGGGCACAGUGCACAACCAGGACGAUGGUGCGUAUGGCCGUGAAAAUAGUGACCUUGGGCUUGUUACAUGCCGAUGGUUCUCGAGGGCACUGCAGGCGGGCACUUUCAAGGGCCACCCAUUCGAAGUCAAGCGAGGUGGAUUGGCCGCUGUGGAGCAGGCGCUGAAGGAUCUGAAAGAUGGAAAGAAUAGUGCAGUUAAGUAUGUCUUCCGGAUUGCAGACACCCCGGGUCUUUGAACAUCUUGUAUAGUAGUUAUCUUAAACUAAACGAUUCAACACAUGAAGCAAGG